GAGAAACUGAACUGAAGCAAGGAUAGUGUCGUCGUAAUGAAUUGAAUCACAAGAUUUGUUUUUAUUUUGAUUCUACAUUUCAUCUGUUACAGUUGCAAGUGAUUAUAUCUUUACUAAACUGUCAUUCUUUAUAUGACUCGACAUCUCUUGGUAGUCGAUAAUUUUCUAGUACAACAGGUGGCUGUGAUGCACCGCAUAUCUUAUCUUAUGCAAUUCAGAAACUAGCUUUUGAAAGUGAAACUACGGAUGUGAAUCAUUUUUAAUAAGCUAGUGAUCAUACCCUUGUAUUUAAUAUUUUAUCAUAUAUUUUUUCGUUUAAUUUGCUAGAUUAAUUUUUCAGAAAAAUAGCAUUUUCUUCAUUUUUGAUCCCGUCUAACUAUUAAAAUCACAAUGGAGCUUCAAUAUGUGAAAUUACUCUCAGCUUUGGGAUUAUUGGUGAUCACAUUCUUUUCUGCUAUGCUACCUCUUUUCUGGUUUAAAAAGUAUCGGUUUGUGGCGGAAGAAAUAAGGCGGGAUAAUCUUCGGUUAAUAAGUUUUUUCAGUUGCUUUGGCGGUGGGGUCUUUCUUGGAACCUGUCUUCUGCAUUUGUUUCCAGAUGUUCAAGAACAAAUGGAUCUGAUAUUUAAAGAUGUGAAUAUUGUACCAAAUUAUCCAGUGGCUGAGUUCCUCUUUGGAUUUGGAUUUCUCAUGAUUUUGAUUGUGGAGCAAAUAGCUCAUAACUGUGAAGAGCAUGGCCAUGAUGUACCAACUGACACAUCACCAGUACCAAUCUUGAACCAAGAUCUUUCCAUCAAUGAUGUGAAUCGUCCUCUCGUUGAGAAUUUGGGCACGCAGUAUGGAUCAAUAGGAAUGAACUCGGAUUCCUACAGUCAUGAAGCUUUCAGUCAAGGUCAUUCUAGCAAUGAUGUGAGCUGCCCUCUCCUUCAGGAUACAAGCACCCAAUAUGGAUCUGUUGGAGCAAACCUCGAUUCCCAUAGUCAUGAAAUAGUUUUUGCCCGUCGUCGUGUUUCCAAUUCCAUUCUUCGGUCCUUAUUUUUGGCCUUUGCCCUGUCCCUUCACUCCAUUUUUGAAGGCCUUGCCAUUGGUCUUCAGACCACUGUCCAAAGUGAUUUUCGAAUUUUGAUCGCAGUCCUCAUCCAUAAGUGCAUCAUUGCAUUCACCUUGGGAAUUAGUCUCAUCAACAGCAGGUUGAGGAAAUCUAACAUGAUCACGAUUAACUUCUGUUUCUCAUUAGCUUCUCCCUUUGGCAUCAUCUUGGGUAUCCUUGUCAUUGACUUUGUCCAAGGUCUGGCAAUGGUCAUUACCAGUGGUAUUUUGCAGGGUAUUGCAGCUGGUACUUUUCUGUAUAUCACAGUCUUUGAAGUUUUGCAAAAAGAGCUGAAAUCAAGCACAGAUAGCAUGGUCAAGGUGGCAUGCAUUGUACUUGGAUAUUCUAUUGUUUCUCUUUUGUUGACAUUCUUGCCCGAGUAAAUAUGUCGAUAAUCCAGUGGAUUCCAAUUAUUUCUUUGUGUUAAUUUAUUAUUGCAGUUAAACUGCUGUUCCUUUUUAAACCAUCUCUAGUCCCAAGAAAAUUUCCUCAUCCCUGUUUAGGAAUUUUGUCAUUUUUAAUUUUUAACCUUUUAUAAAAUGAAGGCUUAACUUGUUAAAGCCAUUGAUAUGUUGUCCUGCACAUAUUGAACAUCUCAUUUUUAUUUUAUAAAUUAAGAUAAUUUAAGUUCUAAUAUAUGUAUAUAAGGCCGAUUUUUUGAAGUAUAUAAGUGUAAAUAUCUAACAUUUUAAACAUUUACAUAUAAUUUAAAUUGAUUUACUUUAUUUCAUAAGUUUCUUCAUAUUGAAUUUUUUUCCAUUUCGAAUUAUUUUUAUCUUAAGAGGGAAAUAAAUACUAUCUUAAGAUACUUAAAUAUUUUAUACCGAUUAAUGUCCAGAAAUCAAAUAAGAAGCAGGUCUUUUAUUCAUGCCUAAAUGUACAUGAAUAGGAAGUACUAUUACAGAAUUAUGGGAAUUGUGCCAUUCCCUUUACUCUUUAAGAAGAAAUGCAAUGCCAAUGGAGAUUUUUUUUUUUCUUCUUUUGCAAUCAGGUGCUAUCUGCAAAUAAUAAUAAUUUUUAUUAUUGCUUGUCAUAAAUUAAUAUUUUUUUUAUUUUUAAGGCAAUAACUAUGAUUGAAGUACUAUUAUUGAAACUUUACUUCUCUAUAGUUUUUCUUAUAAAUAACUAAAACUUAAUGCCGUCCUAACUACCAGAAUAAUAAAGUAAUUCAAUAAUUGCUUAAACUGUUCCUUUCAGUAACUAGUUUUCAUUUCAUGUUUCAACAGUGAAAGCAUGCUUUUUUAAAAUUAUUAUUUUAUUUUUCUGUCCCUUUUUAGCAGCAAAAUAAAAAGCUUUUUUUUUCUUCUUUUUUUUAGCUGCCAUAUAAAUGCUGAUUUGAAUUUCUUCAGUUGGAUAUUAAAAUAAAUUCUUGAAAAGAAAUAAUUCAUAUUUGCUCCCACUCUUAAAAAAAAGCAGGAGCAUAUAUUUAUCUCCCAAAUAUGGAUAUUGUAUUGAAACAAGUUUCAUUUUUUUAUAUUAUUUCAACCAAGAAUUCAUUUGAUUGUUGGUAAAAAAUAUUAAAUAUUCUUCUUACCUAAAUGAAUAUAUUUCCAUAUAAUUCAAAAUUUCAGACAUGAAAUCAAAAAUAGAAAUAGAUUACAAACUUUUUUGUGUUGCUUAAGUUAAUACUUAAAAAAAUUAUAGCUCAUGGGAAGAUUUCAGCAUUGUUCAAAUUAUUUUUCAUAGUUUUAUGUGUAACCUUUCCCUUAUGAACAUAACAGUAAGCACUAUAUAAGUAAAAAAUUUUUUCCAUACUUAUGGAUGGUUAUUCUUGCAAUAUUUAUUACUAAUAAGGAUUCCACCCCACCCCCCAUUGAAUCUAUCCAUUUCUUUUCUAAUAACUUAGUUAAUACUCUAUUCCUGUUCUAUUCAAUCUCUACAUGCUUAAUAUAUACAUUGAUUGCUAAUGCUACUCGUGAUCAAAGGAAAUCACUACCCAGAACUACAAAUUAAUUCAAAAGAAAGGUAUGAGUGUGCAUGCAUGUACAGUGUGCAGUAAAAAAAAAUCUGUAAUCUUGGAAUAGUACAUUUAGUCCCAUUUUAGCUGAAGAUCACUAUUCAUUUUCAACCAAUAAUAAAACUUUCUGAUUUAAAAGUAUAAUUAUAAUUUUGAAACUUGAAUAUGAUUUUAUUUUAUGAUUGUUACUGAUAUAAAAUUUUAUAAGAAAUAAGUCAUGCAAGUUACUUAAUUCACAGAUAAGUAUAUUAGUUUUCCUAAUUAUUUGAAUUAUUAAAAAUUAUUAUUCAUAAAAGAAGUAGAAUUGGAUCAUUUUUAUUUUUUUGCUAUUAGCUCAUAUUGCUAGGGAUGAAAAUAUUUUUUAGUCUUUUAAUAAUACAAAAAAUAACUGUUUAAUUAAUUGCUACAAAUCCUUUAUUAAAAUCUUCUUUGUACUGCAAAAUUUGUGAAUAAAAUUUAAAGCAUUGAAAAAAUAAUAAAAAUUACAAAUAUCAUGUAUCAAAUCAGUUGUUGGUGGCUCUGCUACAUGAAUGAAACCGAAAAAAAAUAUAUACUAUCAGAAUUCAAUAAAAUGUAAACCUGUACAUAAAUAAAUGCAUUUAAAAAUAUAAUUAUAUUUAAAAUCCUUUUAUUAUUGGCAAAUUUUUGCAUCAUCAUGUCUGACUGUCAUCUUUCCUAAGAGAGAAGGUAGAAGAUCUGGUGGCACUUUAGACAAUUAUGUUCGUUCAGAUUUUAAUUAAUGAAGAAUAAAUUGAAACUCUUUAUGCUUCAUAGUAAUUUUGAGUAAAAUUUAAAGAUUUCCUAUUUGAAAAUUUUCAUAUUUUGCAAUUUUAAUUUCUGUUGCAUACAAAUUAUAUAUGCAUUUCAUUUUUCUUUAUAUAAAUUAUUAUAUAUAUAUUUCAUAUAGCAUUUGAUUGUACAGGUUCCGAAAUUCUGUGCUUUUCAAAAUUUAAGGGAAUGAUGUCUAAAAUGUGUUAUCUUUCUAUUUCCUAUAGAUGUACGUUUGAGCAUGAUCUGUUUUUGGGAUUAACGAAACAAAGUUGUUUCUCCUGAUUUUAUUCAUUCCAUUUUUUAAUGCCAGUCUUCUUUGGUUUAUUGUUCUAGCAUAAUAAUCAGACAACGAAAUGAUGAAAGAGGAUUUUCUUAUGUAUUAUAGGAUAAAUUAUUCAUACUGAUGUUAUUUUUUUAUGUAAUCCAAGACUUAUGUUAUUACAUAAUUAUUAUUUAUUGUACUUAUAAUACAACAAAUAUUUUAUAAUGACUUUAUAUACUUAUUUAUAUUUUAUAUUGAAACAAAAAGUUAAAAAAUCAUUCAUUAAUAAACAAAAAUUUAAUAAUUAAUUUUUUUUAUUAUUUUGAGAAAUGCACUUGUUGUACUUCACUUGCAUUAUAUCCUCUAUAUUGAGUAUCUUAGAAUUAUUUAUAUUUGUAUUAAAUUUUUAAGCAUUCUUAAUCUGAUUUGAUAUAAUAAGUGUUAAUAGAUAUUUUGGAAAACAUUUUUAGACCAUCAACAAAAUUUAAUUAUAACAGAUAUUUUUAGAAAAAAAAUUUUAAUGUUGAUGCAAGAUAUCUGAAAUUUCAAUAAAGGAAAAUGUAAUAAAAAAAUUUAAAGCUAAUGAAAAAUAAUUUUUUUAUUGUCAUUAUUUCUAUUUAUAUAGUGUAUUGUUUCUUAUUUCCCUCUUAAAGCAUUUUGAUAUAUCAUUUUAUGUUUGUAUCUUAUAAAAUGAUUUUCACGGUCAUAGUUAAUGCACCAAGUCUAUUCAUGACAUUUUUUUUUAAUGCUGUGUACUUCAUGUGUUGUAGACUAUAGAAGAUGUGACAUUUAAAAUAAACAUUUUUACUGUUG
Messenger RNA from Argiope bruennichi, 4890 nucleotides. RefSeq names its product zinc transporter ZIP1-like. NCBI's taxonomy places the organism in Eukaryota, Metazoa, Arthropoda, Arachnida, Araneae, Araneidae. Gene Ontology annotation, molecular function: zinc ion transmembrane transporter activity. Bases 391 to 1470 code for a protein of 359 amino acids. Gene Ontology annotation, cellular component: plasma membrane. Gene Ontology annotation, biological process: zinc ion transmembrane transport. The transcript has 2 exons. The record is from RefSeq and is a predicted model, not a curated record.